AUGGUGCUGCUGAAGUUUAAACCAGAGCUUCCUCCUCCAAUGACACGACCCUCUAUGGAACAGCUCUCCCACCUCAUCAAGACCAACCUGCACUACCCAGAGAGCUACAGCCACCCUUUCAUUCAGAAGAGGUAUCACACACACGUAACAUGACUAGCUAGCUAAACAAUGUGGUUAUCAAACCAAAAGAUAGCAUCUCGAGAGUAUUUUAAAACAGCCCAAGACAUGUGCACACAGUCUUCAGCUAUGUAAUGGUGCAAGCAUUGACUGCAGCUGUGCUCCGUGUUAUGCGCUUAAGGUUCCAUGCAGUGAAGAAAUGGAGAUGUGAUUAACUGCGUAAAAAAAUAUAUAUAUUUAAUGUUCUCUCUUUUGGCUCUCUCCCUACCUCCAUCUUUCUCCGUCCCCCCUCUGUAGUCUCUGUAUGGUUCCAGUCACUUUGACUCUGUCUAACUGCUCCCUGGCUCAAGUUGAUGUCAUCAUUGACCUACGACACAAAACUACCAGGUAAAUAUAACACACACUCACUCCAUACUGUUAAAUCUGCCAUCUGUUCCUCAUGUCCCUGACCAAAUGUUUACCUGAUAAACUGCAUCCUAUUUAUCCUCCUGGUUUUAAUGAGCUUUCUAUUUUCCUCUCUUCCCGCUCUGCCAUCAUCCCUCCCCCUCUCCUCCCUCACCCCAUCAGCCCUGAGUCUCUCGAGGUGCACGGUUCGUUUACAUGGCUGGGCCAAACGCAAUACAAGCUGCAGUUGAGGGCACAGGAAGUGAUGCGAGUGCCGCUGCGAGCCUGCUUCCUGCAUGCGGGCGUCUAUAACCUGGGAACGCCACGGGUCUUUGCCAAGCUGGCGGACCAGGGAGCCAUGUGUGAGACCAGCCAGCAGACGGCCACGCCAGCACUCAUCAUCAUCAUCAACAGCACCUGA
Molecule: messenger RNA, 922 nt
Organism: Coregonus sp. 'balchen'
Lineage: Eukaryota; Metazoa; Chordata; Actinopteri; Salmoniformes; Salmonidae
Source: the annotation of a GenBank genome assembly